Penicillium diatomitis is the source of this 1092-nucleotide messenger RNA. Its product is annotated as biliverdin-producing heme oxygenase. Lineage: Eukaryota; Fungi; Ascomycota; Eurotiomycetes; Eurotiales; Aspergillaceae. The record is from RefSeq and is a predicted model, not a curated record. The transcript is spliced from 2 exons. Gene Ontology annotation, molecular function: heme oxygenase (decyclizing) activity. The coding region runs from base 1 to 1092 and encodes 363 amino acids. Gene Ontology annotation, biological process: heme oxidation.
AUGACAACCGGUGAUCUUCUCACCAGGUUGCGCUCCGCAAUCAAAGAACCUCAUACCUCCAUCCACAAACUCAACCUCUCUCGAAUCCCCCUGUGUCUACCCCCAUACACCACCGACCCGAGUCUCUACGCCUAUGGCCUCGGUCAAUAUGCAGAGCUCUUCCACGCCAUCGAGUCGGCCUGGAUCGACCUGAUCGGGGAUCCCAUGGACUGGAUGUACCAGGAGUAUUCGACCAAAGUCCAGAAAUCCGAGCUCAACAACACCGCCACCACCACUACCACCACCACCACCACCACCAUCCACCCCAUCAACGACGAGACCAACAAGAGCACCGAGGGGGAAAAUGUAGACGCAAAAGAAGAAUUCCCCUGUAUUCACCACGAGGAUAACACGAUAGAGCCUCCCCUCCGGUCUCCCUCGAAUCUUCAGGACUCUUCCUCCUCCUCCUCCUCCUCCUCUCGCCAUCCAGUCCUCGAUACCCACGAUCACACGCGCAUCCAAAACGUCCUGCGCGCAUUGUACAUGCCGGAACUCAUGCGCACAAAAGCCCUCAAGGACGACCUGCGCUUCCUCAACGCCCUAAACGCUACCACGACCCAGCCCUCUCGUCCUGGAGUUCCAACCACAACUACAACCACAACUUCAAACCCAGACCCUCCUCACGACACCCACACCCGCACCCACCAUCUCACCCACUCAAUCCACCAACGCAUCCAAGCCCACCCGCACCUCCUAAUCGCCUACAUCUGGAUCCUCUACUCUGCCCUGCUUUAUGGCGGCCGCGACAUCCGCACGCUCUUACUCAAAGCCGGGCCUGACUUCUGGGCCCUGUCCGCUGUAGAGCUACCGUUGCCAUCACUCCGAAUCCCCCCGGCGAACAAAUUACCCUGUCCGUUAUCAUUCUGGCAAAUCGGUGGCCCCGAGGCGGACGCAGCCGAGAUCAAGGGCAGGUUUCGCGCGCGAAUGGUGGAUGCGGAGAGGGCGUUGACUGCCCCGGAACAAGAGGCCAUUCUGCAGGAAGCAGUGGGGAUAUUUGGCGUCAUGGAGGAUAUGACCCGGUUUUUGGAUGAGGAUGUAAGAUCUAGGGGAUGA